UCACUGGCCACAGAGGAAGGCUCUGAAAGAAACAGUUGAGCAGGUCUAGAGAAGGUUGGAAGAUUCUUCAAGGCUUCUUGGGCUUGGAUAGGAUGUAGCAGUCAUUAGAUGGGCAAAAGUGGUGAAUGUAAGGAUGUUGAGAGGAGAUCAAUAGGGGGCCACGCAAGCAGCUCGAAGAUUGUUGCUGACAGAAGGAAAGAUUGGACGCACAUACCCCCAAAACACCCUGACAUGAGAUUACCUUGGCAAAGUUGGCGAUGACUUCAGCCGAGCCUUGGCCAAUCGCUGGCUGGGACAGCAGUGCCCGUUGCUUUAGCUACAAAUGCUCCUCUCUUAUACAGGGGGACUAUGUGUGGUUGGACCUAAAGACAGGUCGGGAGUUUGUGGUCCCGAUUGGAGCUGUUGUCAAACUCUGUGACUCUGGACAGAUACAAGUUCUGGAUGAUGAGGGGAACGAGCAUUGGAUUUCCCCCCAGAAUGCCACCAACAUUAAGCCCAUGCACCCCACCUCCAUUCACGGGGUGGAGGACAUGAUCCGCCUGGGAGACCUCAACGAGGCCGGAAUCCUCCGCAACCUGCUUAUACGCUACAGAGAACACCUUAUAUAUACUAACUGUGGAGGAAGGACGUACACAGGUUCUAUCCUGGUGGCAGUAAACCCUUACCAGGUUCUGCCCAUCUACACAGCUGACCAGAUCCGCCUGUACACCAAUAAGAAGAUCGGGGAGAUGCCUCCACACAUCUUCUCCAUCGCAGACAACUGUUACUUCAACAUGCAGAGGAACAACAGAGACCAGUGCUGCAUCAUCAGCGGUGAGUCUGGAGCAGGGAAAACUGAAAGCACCAAGCUGAUCCUGCAGUUUCUGGCUGCCAUCAGCGGACAACACUCAUGGAUAGAGCAACAGGUCCUGGAGGCCAACCCCAUACUGGAGGCAUUUGGGAACGCUAAAACGAUCCGUAAUGAUAACUCUAGCCGCUUUGGGAAAUACAUCGACAUUCACUUCAACAAGAGAGGAGCCAUAGAGGGAGCCAAGAUAGAACAGUACCUUCUGGAGAAGUCACGAGUCUGCAGACAGGCUCAGGAUGAGAGGAACUACCAUAUCUUCUACUGCAUGUUGAGGGGCAUGCCUUCAGACCAGAAGAUGAAACUGGGCCUAGGGAAGGCCACAGACUACAGCUACCUUACUAUUGGGAAGUGUACAGUUUGUGAUGGCCGUGAUGAUUUGAAAGAGUACUCAAACAUCCAAUCAGCCAUGAAGGUGUUGAUGUUCAGUGACACGGAGAACUGGAUGAUCUCCAAACUUCUGGCCUCAAUACUACAUAUGGGGAACCUGCGUUACGAAGCUCGUACAUAUGACAACCUGGAUGCCUGUGAGGUAGUCCGCAGUGUACACCUGACUACUGCUGCUACGCUGCUAGAGGUGGACGGUAAAGAUCUGAUGAACUGUCUGACCAGUAGGACUCUGAUCACCAGAGGAGAGACAGUGUCCACUCCCCUCAGUAUAGAGCAGGCUCUGGAUGUGCGGGAUGCCUUUGUUAAGGGUAUCUAUGGCCGGCUGUUUGUGUGGAUCGUUGAGAAGAUCAAUGCAGCAAUCUACAAGCCUCCGUCCAACGAGCCCAAAGCCAUCAGGCGCUCUAUAGGACUGUUAGACAUCUUUGGCUUUGAGAACUUCACCAUCAACAGUUUUGAGCAGCUGUGCAUCAACUUUGCCAAUGAGAACCUGCAGCAGUUCUUUGUGAGGCACGUAUUCAAGCUGGAACAGGAGGAGUACAACUUGGAACACAUUAACUGGCAGCACAUCGAGUUCACAGACAACCAGGACGCCCUGGACAUGAUCGCCAUCAAACCCAUGAACAUCAUCAGCCUCAUAGACGAGGAGAGCAAAUUCCCAAAGGGUACAGAUACCACUAUGUUAAAUAAGUUGAACUCUCAACACAAGUUGAACACCAACUACAUCCCUCCUAAGAACAGCUAUGAAACCCAGUUUGGCAUCCAGCACUUUGCUGGUGUGGUCUACUACGAGACACGAGGUUUCUUGGAGAAGAACAGAGACACACUGCAUGGUGACAUCAUCCAGCUGGUUCACUCCUCCAGGAACAAGUUCAUCAAGCAGAUCUUCCAGGCUGAUGUCGCCAUGGGGGCGGAGACUAGAAAGCGUUCCCCCACUCUGAGCAGUCAGUUCAAGCGUUCUCUGGAACUGUUGAUGAGGACUUUGAGUGUGUGUCAGCCAUUCUUUGUGCGCUGCAUCAAACCCAACGAAUACAAGAAACCCAUGCUGUUUGACAGGGAGCUGUGUGUUCGUCAGCUGAGAUAUUCAGGCAUGAUGGAGACCAUUCGUAUACGCAGAGCUGGCUAUCCAAUCAGAUAUACGUUUGUGGAGUUUGUGGACCGCUACCGAGUCCUCAUGCCCGGAGUCAAACCGGCAUACAAACAAGAGGACCUGAGGGGGACCUGUCAGCGUAUAGCCGAGGCUGUCCUAGGCAGAGAUGAUGAUUGGCAGAUGGGAAAGACCAAGAUUUUCCUCAAGGACCACCACGACAUGCUGUUGGAGAUAGAAAGAGACAAGGCUAUCACUGACAAGGUCAUCCUCAUUCAGAAGGUUGUACGGGGCUUCAAGGACAGGUCCAACUUUCUGAAGAUGAGAAAGUCAGCCAUGUUGAUCCAGAAGAGGUGGCGAGGAUACCACUGUCGCAAGAACUAUGGAGCUAUGCGGGCCGGUUUCUCCAGGCUGCAGGCACUGUACCGCUCCAGGAGGCUGUACGUGUCGUAUCAUGUGGCCAGGCAGAGGGUGACAGGUUUGCAGGCCAGGUGUAGAGGAUGUCUGGUCCGCCGGGCCUUCCGGCACCGUCUUUGGGCCGUCAUCACCAUCCAGGCACACACACGGGGCAUGAUAGCACGACGGCUCUACAAGAGGCUGAAGGGAGAGUAUCGGAGGAGGUUGGAGGCAGAGAAGCUGCGUUUGGCUGAAGAAGAGAAACUGAGGAACCAGAUGAGUGCGAAGAAAGCUAAGGUGGAAGCAGAGCGUAAGCACCAGGAGAGACUGGCCCAGCUAGCAAAGGAGGACGCUGAGAGAGAGAAGAGAGAGAGGGAAGAGGCGCGGAGGAAGAAAGAGAUGGUGGAGCAGAUGGAGAAAGCCAGACAUGAGCCAGUGAACGAUUCUGACAUGGUUGACAAGAUGUUUGGUUUCCUGGGGACAACUCACUCCUUGCCUGGUCAGGAGGGGGCGCCGCCAGCUGGGUUUGAGGAUUUGGAGCGAGUCCAGAAGGAGUUGGAGGAGGAGGAUCUAGACGAUGUUCUUCCUCUCCCUGAGGAUGAGGAGGAUGACCUUUCAGAGUAUACGUUUGCCAAGUUUGCUGCCACAUACUUCCAGGGCAGUACCACCCACACUUACGUCAGACGGCCCCUCAAACAACCGCUGCUGUUCCAUGAUGACGAGGGGGACCAGCUGGCGGCGUUGGCCGUGUGGAUUACGGUGCUGAGGUUCAUGGGAGAUCUCCCGGAACCCAAGUACCACACAGCCAUCACUGACGGAUCAGAGAAGAUCCCUGUCAUGACCAAGAUCUAUGAGACGCUGGGAAAGAAGACCUACAAGAGAGAGCUACAGGCCCUGCAGGGGGAGGGAGAGAACUCUAAUUCAGACAGCAACAAGAAGAACAGUGUCCGACACAAACUAGUGUCGCUCACUUUGAAGAAGAAGUCCAAGAUCACUGAGGAGGUGACCAAGCGAUUGAACGAUGGAGAGUACAGUCUCCAUGGUAACAGCAUGUUGGAGGACCGGCCCACAUCCAACCUAGAGAAACUCCACUUCAUCAUUGGCAAUGGAAUAUUACGACCUGCAUUGAGGGAUGAGAUCUACUGUCAGAUUUGUAAACAGCUGAACCAGAACCCCUCUAAGAGCAGUCACGCCCGUGGCUGGAUCCUCAUCUCUCUGUGUGUCGGCUGUUUUGCCCCCUCUGAGAAGUUUGUCAAGUACCUGCGGAACUACAUCCAUGGCGGUCCUCCUGGCUACGCCCCCUACUGUGAGGAGAGACUCAGACGCACCUUCGUGAAUGGAACCCGAACACAGCCACCAUCUUGGCUGGAGCUGCAGGCCACCAAGUCCAAGAAGCCCAUCAUGCUGCCGGUGACCUUUAUGGACGGGACCACUAAGACCCUGUUGACCGACUCCGCCACCACGGCCAUGGAGCUGAGCAACGCCCUGGCAGACAAGAUCAGCCUCAGAGACCGCUUCGGAUUCUCCCUCUACAUCGCCCUGUUUGACAAGGUGUCCUCCCUAGGCAGUGGUAAGGACCACGUGAUGGAUGCCGUAUCCCAGUGUGAGCAGUAUGCCAAGGAGCAGGGUGCCCAGGAGAGGAAUGCCCCGUGGAGACUGUUCUACAGGAAGGAGAUCUUCACCCCCUGGCACUGCCCUGCCGACGACGCUGUGGCCACCAACCUCAUCUACCAGCAGACAGUGCGGGGCGUGAAGUUCGGGGAGUACCGCUGUGAUAGGGAUGACUUAGCAGAGUUAGCCAGCCAAGAAUACUAUGUGGAUUAUGGCGCUGAGAUCCUGACAGAGAGGCUGCUCAGUCUGAUUCCAUCCUACAUCCCUGACCGAGAGAUCAGCUCCUCCAGGAGUGUGGAGAAAUGGGCCCACGUCAUCAUGGCAGCCCAUAAAAAGGGCAUCUACACCCAGCAGAGACUUGACCCCCAGAAGGUCAAGGAGGAUGUGGUGGACUUUGCUCGCUACAAGUGGCCACUCCUCUUCUCACGCUUCUAUGAGGCCUUCAAGUUUUCAGGGCCCAGUUUGCCUAAAAACGAUGUAAUUGUUGCAGUGAACUGGACAGGGGUGUACUUUGUAGAUGAACAGGAGCAGGUUCUGCUGGAACUCUCCUUCCCAGAGAUCACUGCAGUCUCCAGCAGCAAAGGAGGCAAACUGCAGGGUCAGAGCUUCACCCUGGCGACCAUUAAGGGUGAUGAGUUUACAUUCACGUCGACCAACUCCGAGGACAUCAGAGAUUUGGUGGUAACCUUCCUAGAGGGUCUGAGGAACAGGUCCAAAUAUGUGGUGGCUCUGCAGGACAAUACCAACCCUGGUGGGGAGGAGUCAACAUUCCUGUCAUUCCAGAAAGGCGACUUGAUCCUAUUGGACCUGGAGACAGGUCAGCAGGUCAUGACCUCAGGCUGGGCCCAUGGGAUCAAUGAACGGACCAAUCAGAAAGGAGAUUUCCCCGUUGACGCAGUCUACGUCCUUCCCACUGUUACCAGACCUCAGGUUGAAAUAGUGGCCCUGAUUACCAUGACACCAGAUCAGAGACAGGAGUCUCUGCGCUCAUCUCAGCUGGUGCUGCCAGACUCUGGAGAGGAAAGGGUUAAACCUUACACAUUGGAAGAGUUCAGCUAUGACCACUUCAGACCUCCUCCCAAACACACUCUGAGCAGGGUGAUGAUCACUAAGAACAGGGGGAAGUCCUCACUGUGGAGCUGCACCAGGGAGCCCAUCAAACAGCCCCUACUGAAGAAGGUCCUCAGCCAUGAAGACCUGUCACAGGACGCCUGUAUGGCCUUCAUAGCUAUGAUGAAGUAUAUGGGGGAUUACCCGUCUAAACGAACGCGUUCUGUCAACGAGUUGACUGACCAGAUUUUUGAAGGGGCCCUGAAGGCUGAACCUCUAAAAGAUGAGAUUUUCUGUCAGAUACUCAAACAACUUACAGACAACCACGUCAAGUACAGUGAGGAGAAGGGAUGGGAGCUGCUGUGGCUGUGUACUGGUCUGUUUUCUCCCAGUAACAUGCUGCUGCCUCACGUCCAACGCUUCCUCCAGUCUAAGAAACAGCACCCUCUGGCUCCAGACUGCAUGACACGACUUCAGAAGGCCUUACGUAAUGGCUCCAGGAAGUACCCUCCCCACCUGGUGGAGGUGGAGGCCAUCCAACAUAAGACCACCCAGAUCUUCCACAAGGUCUACUUCCCUGAUGACACCGAUGAGGCAUUCGAGGUGGAGUCUAGUACCAAAGCUAAAGACUUCUGCCUGGCUAUCUCUACUCGCUUACUGCUGAAAUCACCUGAAGGAUUCAGCCUGUUUGUCAAGAUCUCUGACAAGGUGAUCAGUGUACCUGAGGGAGACUUCUUCUUUGACUUUGUCAGACACCUCACUGACUGGAUCAAGAAAGCUCGACCUGCUAAAGAUGGUAUUGUACCAUCUCUGACCUACCAAGUGUUCUUCAUGAAGAAGUUAUGGACCAACACUGUUCCUGGGAAAGAUUCCUUCGCUGACUCCAUCUUCCACUACUACCAGGAGCUGCCUAAGUAUCUCCGUGGCUACCAUAAGUGCAGUCGUGAAGAGGUGUUCCAGUUGGGGGCGCUGAUCUACAGAGUGAAGUAUGAAGAUGACAAGUCCCACUUCCCGUCCAUACCGAAGAUGCUCCGGGAGCUGGUACCACAGGACCUGAUUCGCCAGCUCUCCCUAGAUGACUGGAAACGGUCUAUAGUAGCGUAUUUCAAUAAACAGGCUGGUAAAUCCAGAGAGGAGGCCAAACUCCAGUUCCUGAAGAUCAUCUACAAAUGGCCCACAUUUGGAUCUGCCUUCUUUGAGGUCAAGCAAACCACAGAGCCCAACUUCCCAGAGAUCCUGCUGAUUGCCAUUAACAAGCAUGGAGUCAGCCUGAUAGACCCCAAGAACAAGGACAUCCUAACCACCCACCCAUUCACUAAGAUCUCUAACUGGAGCAGUGGAAACACCUACUUCCACAUCACCAUUGGCAACCUUGUCCGGGGUAGCAAGCUGCUGUGUGAGACAUCGCUGGGCUAUAAGAUGGAUGACCUUCUGACCUCCUACAUCAGUCAGAUGUUGACCACCAUGAGUAAACAGAGAACUGGGCGGGGCCACAGCAAGUGAACUUCCUAUUGGCAAGAGGCUGCAGAGCUCAUUCGAAUAUUGCGCCCUGUUGGGCAGCCCUGCAGCUGGGGGCGGAACUUCUCUAACCAGAUGUGGAGGAUGAGCCGGAGCCCCUCUUCCAGCACCACCUCCAGCUAUGCCCUCAGCAACGACCUUAGCAACAACCCUAGCAAUGAUCCUGAUGACGAGCCCUCCAGUGAAGACGACUACCUCUAAGAACCGUCCUGUUAAAUAUCCUUCACUUCCUGUUGCUCUCACUCAACCAUUCCAGAGUUGCUAUAUACAAACACACACAGUUGCAAAUUGAUAUUUUUGGAACAUUGCAUUCAGACAGAAGUGUCUGUUACCAAGGAGAUGUUUGUUAUUUACCCAUCACUGGAUGGACAGCAUGAAGGGAGACACAUGAUUGGCUAUGUUGCCUAGACUCUUAACUAUUUACUGAAAGGAAGAAUUAGGAUGACAUACUGAGUAGAAUAACCAGUGAAAGCUUUAUUAUCGUUUUAUUCCGUGUCUGGUAAUGACAGAAGUGUGCAUGGUAUUACACAAUGUUUUUUUAAAUGUAGUUUUAUUUAAAGCCUUAACUAUAUCAUCUUAAAUGUCUAUUGAGCCAGGUGUCUGGGUUUCGCAACCAGCAAAGUAGUCUAUGCCACGGAUUACUACAGGUCUGGCCUGACGUUUCAUGUUUAUUUUUAUUAUUGUGUUUAUUUUGUGUCACUUAUCACCAGAAUUAAGGCUACUCUACUCCCAGCCUACACAUGUAUGCAAAGCUUGUAUAAAAUUGACAUUCUGUGUAGAAAAACCAAGCACAAAAUGCACAUGCCCGGAUGUUUUUACUCAAUGAAACAUAACAUUGUAAUGUUGUCUACCUGGUAUAUUUUUUAUGUUAGUUUAACCAGAAAUUACCAUUAUCUGUUGGUAUUUGGCAGCUUUUUACUGUAGCUCUAUCAAGCUAGUGUUAAACUCACCAAUGGCCUUCAUCACACCACAACAAAGGUUGCAAAACUCCCUACAACUCUGACUAGGACCAUGCCUUGACCAAACUUGGCAUGCAAAUAACUGAUUGAAGCAUUGAUUUCAUGUAGCUGCGACAAAAAGCAGCACUGGAGCAAUUCGGGUUAAUCCCUUGCUCAGGGAUAGAAUUUGAAUCUUGCCCAUUCUGGGAUUUGACCUAGAAAACAUUCUGUUACUUUUUGGAUAGUCUAAGCGUCCUCUGUGUGUUACCAUUGUGUUGUUCAAUGAGAAUGCUCAUGUUACUAUCUGUUACUCCUGGUCUAAGACACAUUUCAAAGAAAACCUUGAGACCAUAACAAAUACCCUCCAGGACUAACUAGCCCCUGUGACUGCAGCUGAAUUUGUUUGUUUUUGUGUAAAAUAUUUGGUACUUAUUUUUUAAGUGUUAUGUAUGGAAAAUGUGAUUUGUAUUAGGAGUCUGGAGACACUACAGUUGACUUUAAAGAUAUUUGAGGGAUUGACGUAAUUAAGUCUUGUUUACUUUCCCAGUGAGACAAACUCAUUCAUAACAUGUUUAUCGCUCUGUAGUAUGAAAAAGGUUUUAGGUAACAUAUCAUUAGUUUACCGCAAUUGUCUGGAAGCAUUUAGGAACUUCUAUUUAGCUCCUUUCAAAAACAGAAAAGUGCGCCUUCUAACUUCUCCAAACUUCCUUUGGGCUCUGGGCACACAAUAAUGCAGAUUAUACGGAAUAGGACGCACACUUAUUACAAGUUUAUUACACCCAUGUAACUCUAUGGUCUGGAUAGAGGAUUAUAGCUAAAUGUGUAGUUCUUACAUCAGCCCUCCCCUGCACCUCCAAUGAAGGCCAGGAUUCAAUCCAAAACUCCCCUGUUAUGUGACUGACAUUUAAAGGUGAUCUCUAAUAGAGCAGUCUAUGCCUUGAAUGUGAUCUUGUAACUUGGCUUUUAAAAGACAUGUCCAAUACAGAGCUUAGACUAAAUCCCGGUCUACAGUAGAUGUUUGUUUUUGUAAAAACAAUAAAUGUAAUUGGAUGAA
Esox lucius (northern pike) is the source of this 8885-nucleotide messenger RNA. It is a transcript of the gene myo7aa, whose product is annotated as myosin VIIAa. The coding region runs from base 258 to 6878 and encodes 2206 amino acids. NCBI's taxonomy places the organism in Eukaryota, Metazoa, Chordata, Actinopteri, Esociformes, Esocidae. The record is from RefSeq and is a predicted model, not a curated record. Gene Ontology annotation, molecular function: ATP binding; protein binding; cytoskeletal motor activity. The transcript is spliced from 49 exons. Gene Ontology annotation, cellular component: cytoskeleton; myosin complex.